Cajanus cajan (pigeon pea) is the source of this 3818-nucleotide messenger RNA. RefSeq names its product phospholipase D gamma 1. NCBI's taxonomy places the organism in Eukaryota, Viridiplantae, Streptophyta, Magnoliopsida, Fabales, Fabaceae. Gene Ontology annotation, cellular component: plasma membrane. The record is from RefSeq and is a predicted model, not a curated record. Gene Ontology annotation, biological process: phospholipid catabolic process. Gene Ontology annotation, molecular function: D-type glycerophospholipase activity.
CAUUAACUUGGAACGAGUUGAUGUCAGUGGGACCAAGCUGACCUGCUGUGUGUAAAACAGGAAAAGCGAGAGAGAUCCAUUUCCAUACCCUGCACUGCAAAAGCAAUGCAUCUUCUUCACCUUAUUCGUUGAACCUUCCAAAUCAUAAACCUUUUCCUCUCAAAUCUUCUCUUUCACCCAACUUCCUUCCUUCUCUGCUGCACCCUCCAUCGGUAUUACCUUCAAUUUCCAUUUUUUUCAUCAAUUUUGCAUGCGAUCAGUUUCAAUUCAGCCUCUGUUUUCAUUGUGCCGUGUGCAAUCAACCCCCUUUGUGUUAAUUCCAUCUGGGGUUUCACCCUUCUGCAUGAAAAAUCAAAUCUUGAAGUUCAACUGAUUAUUCAAUUCUGUGGGUUUGUGAUUAAUGGACAAUUAUGGGUCUUCACAGAAUCCAUAUGGAUAUGGGCAUCCAAACCCUUACAUGUAUCCUGGCAACACCCCUUCAUACCCUCCUCAUGAUCCAUAUGCACCUUCACCAUAUCAAUAUCCACCAAAUCCUCCAUAUUCCAACGACUACUCCUACCCUCCACCACCUCCACCACACUCCUCAAUCCCUUAUUCUAGCCACAUAGACUAUGCAUACCCCCCACCACCUCCUCCAACCACCACAUCACAUGGUUACUUUGACUUUCCUCAGCCUCAACCUCAGCCUCAACCUCAGCCUCAGCCUCAGCCACCUUAUACUUAUCCUUACCCUCAUCAGUUCCCUCAAGAAUGGAGUGUCACAGGAGGUGGAGUGUCUCACACUAGUGAUGAUUAUAACCCUCCUCACUCAUCUGCUUACCCUCCUUUGGAUGAUCUCAUGAGCAAUGUUAGAAUUUCUGAUAAUAACCUUCCAAGUGCACCUCCAUUGGCACAUUCAAUUUCAAUAGAUAAGAGAGAUGAGUUUCAUGGUUAUUCUAGCUAUCCCUCCUCGGGUUUGGAUCAGGUGGAUUCUUCUAAUCUUUCCGCUCAUUCUGAUGACUCGGUGCGUAGUCAUAGCUGGCAGAUUGUGCCAGCUCAGAGCAAAGGGUCUCUGAGGGUUUUGCUCCUGCAUGGGAGUUUAGAUAUUUGGGUUUAUGGAGCCAAACACCUUCCAAACAUGGACAUGUUCCACAAAACUUUGGGGGAUAUGUUUGGUAAAUUGCCUGUUAAUGUGAGCAACAAGAUUGAAGGAACUGUGAGCCGGAAGAUUACUAGUGAUCCUUAUGUGUCAAUUACUGUGUCAAAUGCUGUGAUCGGGAGGACUUUUGUGAUUAGCAAUAGUGAGAAUCCGGUUUGGGAGCAACAUUUCUAUGUUCCUGUUGCACAUCAUGCUGCUGAAGUUCACUUUGUUGUAAAGGACAGCGAUGUGGUGGGUUCACAGCUCAUUGGCAUUGUGGCAAUUCCUGUGGAGCAAAUAUACUCAGGGGAAAAGGUACAAGGGAACUACCCUAUCCUGAAUAGCAAUGGGAAGCCUUGUAAGCCAGGUGCCGUCUUGAGUGUAUCCAUUCAGUACAUUCCUAUGGAAAAACUUAUCAUUUAUCAUCAAGGAGUUGGAGCUGGCCCUGACUACAUUGGUGUUCCUGGCACAUAUUUUCCAUUGAGGAAAGGUGGAACCGUUACUCUAUAUCAAGACGCUCAUGUUCCAGAUGGUUGCCUCCCUAAUGUUGUGCUUGACCAUGGCAUGUAUUAUGCUCAUGGAAAGUGUUGGCUGGACAUCUUUCAUGCCAUAGAACAAGCACAGCGAUUGGUUUACAUUACGGGGUGGUCAGUGUGGCACAAAGUUAGGUUGGUAAGGGAUGCUGGCCAAGCAUCAAAUUACACCCUAGGUGAUCUUCUGAGGUCUAAGUCACAGGAAGGAGUAAGAGUGCUUCUCCUUGUUUGGGAUGACCCUACAUCAAGAAGCAUUCUCGGUUACAAAAUGGAUGGUGUAAUGGCAACUCAUGAUGAGGAAACUAGACGUUUUUUUAAGCACUCUUCUGUGCAAGUGCUGCUUUGUCCUCGCAUUGCUGGAAAACGACAUAGCUGGGCCAAACAAAAGGAAGUUGGAACAAUUUAUACACAUCAUCAGAAAACUGUAAUUGUGGAUGCUGAUGCUGGAAAUAACAAAAGAAAAAUUGUAGCGUUUGUUGGUGGACUUGAUUUGUGUGAUGGGCGAUAUGAUACUCCCCACCAUCCUCUCUUUAGGACACUGCAGACAUUGCAUAAGGAUGACUAUCACAACCCUACUUUCACGGGCAAUACUGGUGGUUGUCCACGGGAGCCAUGGCAUGACUUGCAUUCUAAAAUUGAUGGUCCAGCAGCUUACGAUGUUUUGACCAACUUUGAGGAGCGCUGGUUAAGAGCUGCAAAACCUAAAGGUAUUAAAAAGUUGAAGAGUUCAUACGAUGAUGCAUUGCUUAAGCUAGACAGAAUCCGAGAUAUUAUCAGUGCAUCUAAUGCUGCUAGUGUUGUUGAUGAUAAUCCUGAAUCAUGGCAUGUUCAGAUAUUCCGUUCAAUAGAUUCAAAUUCUGUCAAGGGAUUUCCAAAAGAGCCAAAAGAUGCAUCAAGCAUGAAUCUAGUAUGUGGGAAGAAUGUGCUGAUUGACAUGAGCAUACAUACAGCAUAUGUAAAGGCCAUUCGUGCUGCACAACAUUACAUUUAUAUAGAGAAUCAAUAUUUCAUCGGGUCUUCAUAUAAUUGGAGUCAACAUAAAGACCUUGGUGCUAAUAAUUUAAUUCCAAUGGAAAUUGCGCUGAAGAUUGCUGCAAAGAUAAGGGCAAAUGAGAGAUUUGCAGUGUACAUUGUCAUUCCAAUGUGGCCAGAGGGUGUUCCAACAGGUGCUGCUACCCAAAGAAUUCUAUUUUGGCAGCAUAAAACAAUGCAAAUGAUGUACGAGACAAUUUACAAGGCUUUGGUUGAAGUUGGGCUUGAAGCAGCAUUCUCUCCACAAGACUAUUUGAACUUUUUCUGUCUUGGCAAUCGGGAGGCCAUAGAUAUGUAUGAGAAUAUCACAGUGUCUGGAAAUCCUCCGCCAGCAAAUAGUCCACAAGCAAUUAGUAGAAACAAUCGACGUUUCAUGAUUUAUGUUCAUUCAAAAGGCAUGAUAGUUGAUGAUGAAUAUGUCAUAUUGGGGUCUGCAAACAUCAACCAGCGCUCUAUGGAAGGAACAAGGGACACUGAGAUUGCGAUGGGAGCCUACCAACCUAAUCAUACCUGGGCAAGAAGACGGUCUUUUCCACGUGGACAGAUCCAUGGAUAUAGGAUGUCACUUUGGGCCGAACAUACAGGUACUAUAGAAGACUGCUUCUUACAACCAGAGAGCCUGGAAUGUGUUAAAAGGGUUAGAACAAUGGGGGAACUGAACUGGAAACAGUUUGCCGCAAAUGAUGUAACAGAGAUGAGAGGGCAUCUGCUCAAGUACCCAGUAGAAGUUGAUCGAAAGGGUAAGGUAAGAUCUCUUCCUGGCCAUGAAGAGUUCCCAGAUGUAGGAGGAAAGAUAGUAGGAUCAUUUAUUGCCAUUCAAGAGAAUCUAACCAUUUGAUUUUUUUUUUCUUUUUUUUACAUUUACAUUGCUAGCCAUUAGGAUAGGAUGAAUGUAAAUUACAAACAAUUUUGAAAUGCAUUGUAGUUGAAGAAACAUUGAGCCCUGUGUAUAGUGAAUAAAAAAAAAUGCUCUAUUUCCUUUCUUGUAUACAUACAAAAACCAUUUGCUACACAUCAUCACUCCCUCAUUGUCUAUCUGGCUAGCUUACUAUAAGGAAUAUAUUGUUUAGUAAAACUGUAAUUUAGAGAACCGUGAGUUUGGUAUUAAUUAUGAAAUCAUUCCCCGCAUGAAAUCA